CUCGGCGGGGAUCGCGGCGGAGGCGGCGGCGGCGGCGGCGGCGGAGGCGGCGGCCGACCGGGGCUCCAUGUUUUCCCCCGGCCAGGAGGAGCCCUGCGCCCCCAAUAAGGAGCCGGUGAAAUACGGGGAGCUGGUGGUACUGGGGUACAAUGGUGCUUUACCUAAUGGAGACCGAGGCCGGAGGAAAAGCAGAUUUGCUCUUUAUAAGCGGCCAAAGGCGAAUGGAGUCAAACCCAGCACGGUCCAUGUGAUCUCCACGCCGCAAGCGUCCAAGGCUAUCAGCUGCAAAGGUCAACACAGCAUAUCGUACACUCUAUCAAGGAAUCAGACUGUGGUGGUGGAGUACACUCAUGACAAAGAUACGGAUAUGUUUCAGGUGGGCAGGUCAACAGAAAGCCCUAUCGACUUCGUUGUUACAGACACAAUUUCUGGCAGUCAGAACAACGAUGAGGCCCAGAUUACACAAAGCACCAUAUCCAGGUUUGCCUGCAGGAUCGUCUGUGACAGGAAUGAACCGUACACUGCACGGAUAUUCGCAGCCGGAUUCGACUCUUCCAAAAACAUAUUUCUUGGAGAAAAGGCAGCAAAAUGGAAAAACCCUGAUGGCCACAUGGAUGGGCUCACUACAAAUGGCGUCCUCGUGAUGCAUCCCCGAGGGGGCUUCACUGAGGAGUCCCAGCCUGGGAUCUGGCGUGAGAUCUCUGUCUGUGGAGACGUGUACACCUUGCGAGAAACAAGGUCGGCCCAGCAAAGAGGAAAGCUGGUGGAGAGCGAGACCAACGUGCUGCAGGACGGCUCCCUCAUCGACCUGUGCGGGGCCACGCUGCUCUGGAGGACGGCCGACGGCCUCUUCCACACGCCCACGCAGAAGCACAUCGAGGCGCUGCGGCAGGAGAUCAACGCGGCGCGGCCGCAGUGCCCCGUGGGCCUCAACACCCUGGCCUUCCCCAGCAUCAGCAGGAAGGAGGUGGUGGAGGAGAAGCAGCCCUGGGCCUACCUGAGCUGCGGCCACGUGCACGGCUACCACAACUGGGGCCACCGCAGCGACGCGGAGGCCAACGAGCGGGAGUGCCCCAUGUGCAGGACUGUGGGCCCCUACGUGCCGCUCUGGCUGGGCUGCGAGGCGGGCUUCUACGUGGACGCGGGCCCGCCCACGCACGCCUUCACCCCGUGCGGACACGUGUGCUCCGAGAAGUCGGCCAAGUACUGGGCGCAGAUCCCGCUGCCGCACGGGACACACGCCUUCCACGCCGCCUGCCCCUUCUGCGCCACGCAGCUCGGCGGGGAGCACAACUGCAUCAGGCUCAUCUUCCAGGGCCCGGUGGACUGACCGGGCCCUCGGCGACUGGGUGAACGAGUUACUGUGAAGCUUUUUUGCCACUAACUCUAGAUUUUACCUUUUUUAUGAUGCUGUUUAGUAAGGGGAGGGGGGCCUGAG
Canis lupus familiaris (dog) is the source of this 1438-nucleotide messenger RNA. It is a transcript of the gene PELI2, whose product is annotated as pellino E3 ubiquitin protein ligase family member 2. Lineage: Eukaryota; Metazoa; Chordata; Mammalia; Carnivora; Canidae. The record is from RefSeq and is a predicted model, not a curated record. Gene Ontology annotation, biological process: regulation of Toll signaling pathway; protein polyubiquitination. Gene Ontology annotation, molecular function: protein binding; ubiquitin protein ligase activity. Bases 68 to 1330 code for a protein of 420 amino acids. The transcript has 6 exons.